Arachis stenosperma is the source of this 1347-nucleotide messenger RNA. RefSeq lists its product as uncharacterized. Lineage: Eukaryota; Viridiplantae; Streptophyta; Magnoliopsida; Fabales; Fabaceae. Gene Ontology annotation, molecular function: RNA-DNA hybrid ribonuclease activity; nucleic acid binding. The record is from RefSeq and is a predicted model, not a curated record. Bases 1 to 1347 code for a protein of 448 amino acids. The transcript has a single exon.
AUGAAGAGCCCAGGUUGUAUCAAGGACGUCCAAAGAUUGGCAGGGCGACUGACCUCGUUAUCCCGGUUUCUCGGAGCGUCGGCAACAAAGGCCCUACCCUUCUUUAACCUCAUGAAGAAAGGGAUAGCGUUCGAAUGGACACCGGCAUGCGAGGAAGCCUUUCGGCACUUCAAGGAAAUCCUGGCGGCACCCCCUGUGCUCGGGAAGCCAAAGGACGGGGAGCCAUUAUAUCUAUACCUUGCCAUAACAGGAGAAGCCCUGGCCGCAGUUCUAGUGCGAGAAGAAAGGAGGGCUCAACAACCAGUCUAUUUCGUGAGCAGAGCCCUGCAAGGGGCAGAAUUAAGGUACAGCAAACUAGAAAAGCUAGCUCUAGCACUCUUGACCUCCUCACGGAGGUUAAAGCAAUACUUCCAAGGUCACCAGGUUGUCGUAAGAACGGACCAGGGAAUCCGACAAGUACUCCAAAAACCCAAUUUGGCGGGAAGGAUGAUGACCUGGUCCAUUGAGCUUUCCCAAUACGACAUACGAUACGAACCCCGGCAAGCCAUCAAGGCGCAGGCGAUGGCAGAUUUUCUAGUAGAAGUAACGGGAGAUCCAACCGAAGAAACGAGCACACGGUGGAAGCUCCACGUGGACGGAGCCUCUAACCAGACGUCCAGGGGCGCCGGGAUCAUUCUGGAAAGCCCGGUCGGAGUCGUAUACGAGCAGUCGAUCAGGUUCGAAUUCCCCGUUUCGAACAACCAGGCAGAAUACGAAGCGCUCAUAGGGGGCUUAACCCUAGCAGCGGAAGUCGGAGCAACAAGGCUGGAAAUAUGCAGCGAUUCGCAGGUCGUUACCUCCCAGGUAAACGGGAGUUAUCAGGCCAGAGACUCAUUAUUACAAAAGUACUUGGAAAAAGUCAAGAACUUAAGCCAAAGGUUUGAGGAGGUCACGGUCCACCACGUGCCCAGAGAGAGGAACACACGGGCGGAUCUCCUAUCAAAAUUGGCCAGCACCAAACCGGGAGAAAGCAACCGGUCUCUCAUCCAAGGCAUGACGAGGGAGCCAGUGGUCACCCUGCAUCUGUCAAGGCUGGGCUCUUCAUGGCUAGACCCCAUCACCAACUUCCUAGAAAAUGGCAAACUCCCCGACGAUGAAAAGGAUGCCGCGAAACUGAGAAGGGAAGUAGCCAAAUACGCGGUCAUUCAAGGACAGCUAUUCAAGAAAGGGCUCAACCAGCCCCUACUGAAGUGCUUACACCCCGACCAGACGGACUACGUCCUCAGGGAAGUCCAUGAAGGCUGCUGCGGACACCACAUAGGAGGCAAAGCCUUAGCAAGAAAGUUAAUCCGAGCUGGAUACUACUAG